Uncinocarpus reesii 1704 is the source of this 936-nucleotide messenger RNA. RefSeq lists its product as uncharacterized. Gene Ontology annotation, biological process: nucleotide-excision repair. Lineage: Eukaryota; Fungi; Ascomycota; Eurotiomycetes; Onygenales; Onygenaceae. The transcript is spliced from 4 exons. Gene Ontology annotation, cellular component: transcription factor TFIIH holo complex; transcription factor TFIIH core complex. The coding region runs from base 1 to 936 and encodes 311 amino acids. The record is from RefSeq and is a predicted model, not a curated record. Gene Ontology annotation, molecular function: double-stranded DNA binding; ATPase activator activity.
AUGGCUGCCUCUUCCUCCCGCUCCCUGGAAUAUCUGGAGAGCCUCCCAGGGACCGUAUUUCUCAAGCUAUAUCAACAACCUUCAACUGCGCUGGCGAUCUUUCGACGGAUGCUGCCCCAUCUAGCAAAAUGCUUUGUGAUGGCGCUUCUCUAUUUGAAAGAUCCGCUCCCAGCAGCUGAGCUUGAGUUAUGGGUCAAGACGGAGAGCAAGCGCGAGAGAGACAACGCUCUAUCGAUCCUGAGCCGAUUACAUAUCCUUUCAAGCACAACCACUGCAAACCACGUUCGAGCGUUUAUGGUUACAAACCCUUUCUCCUCGUCUCUCCGGCAAGCUCUCACUGGAGGGGAUAAGCAACAAUCAUUUGGAGUGAUAUCCACUACGCCAGACCCGCAACCAAUGACUAUCGCCGACCUAGACGACUAUGCCAGGCGGCAAUGGGAAGGAGUUCUUGGCUACAUGGUUGGGACAAACACACUGGGUAUUCAACGUGAGAGCGUGACGCUCAGCAAGGGAGUCAAAUCCCUUCUUCAGGCCUGCCAUCUGGUCGAAGUGCGGGACCGCAGAGUAGAAAUCACCAAAGAAGGAUUCGCCUUCGUUCUCCAAGAUGUUAAUACGCAGGUCUGGCACAUUCUCGUGCUCUACGUUGAAAACGCCGAGGCUAUCGGAAUGGAUAGCGUCGAAGUGCUCUCAUUCCUCUUCCUCCUUAGCAGUCUAGAACUUGGACAGUCCUACGAAAAGCAACAUUUGAGCUCAACACAACUUCGCACUCUCGCCGACCUCACUGAUUUCGGAAUUGUUUACCAGCACUCCCCAGCUUCGGAAGCUACUCGUUUUUACCCUACCCGUCUCGCAACCACCCUCACAUCCGACUCCAUGGCCCUUGCCAGCCCAAUGUCAGUCCAUCCGUCGGGCCGUGGAAAUGGGCAUCACAGCUGA